GGGGCUGAAGAGGCGGGGCACUGCGAACCCGGAGCUCGGUGACACCCGGCGGUCGCGGCUGGCUGUCUGACUCUGAGGAUGGCGGGGAGGGGGAAGCUAAUUGCGGUGAUCGGAGACGAAGACACGGUGACUGGCUUCCUGCUGGGCGGCAUAGGGGAGCUUAACAAAAACCGCCACCCUAAUUUCCUGGUGGUGGAGAAAGAUACAACCAUCAAUGAGAUCGAAGACACUUUCCGGCAGUUCCUCAACCGGGAGGACAUCGGCAUCAUCCUCAUCAACCAGUACAUCGCAGAGAUGGUGCGGCACGCGCUCGACGCCCACCAGCGCUCCAUCCCAGCCGUACUGGAGAUCCCGUCCAAGGAGCACCCCUAUGAUGCUGCCAAGGACUCCAUCCUGCGCAGGGCCAAGGGCAUGUUCACGGCCGAAGACCUACGCUAGGGGGACUCCCCACAGCCCUGCAGCCUCUCCCCAGGCUUGCGAUCAGCCCUUCUCUGAGAUUUGAGCCUCCGAGUUCCAAUUCCCCUGCCCCUUCCCACUCCACUGAGAGGCUAGGUGAGGUGUUUCCAGGUUGCUGGGGCUCUGCCGUUAAAUCAAGGCCGGUUAGGGAACAGGAAGCCUGAGUCUUCACUCCACUACCUCUUCCCUGUGCUGUUACAGUGUCAUUGUCGAUGUUAAAUUAAAAUAAUGUUCUUGGA
This is a messenger RNA of Phacochoerus africanus (Common warthog), 695 nucleotides long. It is a transcript of the gene ATP6V1F, whose product is annotated as ATPase H+ transporting V1 subunit F. The record is from RefSeq and is a predicted model, not a curated record. Gene Ontology annotation, biological process: proton transmembrane transport. The transcript has 2 exons. NCBI's taxonomy places the organism in Eukaryota, Metazoa, Chordata, Mammalia, Artiodactyla, Suidae. Gene Ontology annotation, cellular component: proton-transporting V-type ATPase, V1 domain; membrane. Gene Ontology annotation, molecular function: proton-transporting ATPase activity, rotational mechanism. The coding region runs from base 79 to 438 and encodes 119 amino acids.